This is a messenger RNA of Cynocephalus volans (Philippine flying lemur), 2687 nucleotides long. It is a transcript of the gene CMPK2, whose product is annotated as cytidine/uridine monophosphate kinase 2. Gene Ontology annotation, biological process: dTTP biosynthetic process; dUDP biosynthetic process; dTDP biosynthetic process. The transcript is spliced from 5 exons. The coding region runs from base 45 to 1322 and encodes 425 amino acids. Gene Ontology annotation, molecular function: nucleoside diphosphate kinase activity; dTMP kinase activity. The record is from RefSeq and is a predicted model, not a curated record. NCBI's taxonomy places the organism in Eukaryota, Metazoa, Chordata, Mammalia, Dermoptera, Cynocephalidae. Gene Ontology annotation, cellular component: mitochondrion; cytoplasm.
UGUCGGGGCCGCUGCGCGCGCGGCGCGGGGUCUGCGCUUGGGCCAUGGCUACGCCGCGCUGCUUCGCCCUGGAGCUCCCCGACUGCACCUUGGCUCACUUCGCCCUGGGCGCCGACGCCCCCGGCGACGCGGACGUCCCCGGCGCGCGUCCCGACCCCCGCCUGGACGCGCUGCUGGGUCCCCCGGGGCGCAGCUACUCGCUAUGCGUGCCGGUAGCCCCAGGCACCGGCUGUGGGGUCCGGGUGCAGGCGGCCCGGCUCCAUCAGCGCCUGCUCCAACAGCUGCGCUGCGGCCCCUUCCAGCGGUGCCAGCUGCGCAGGCUGCUCUGCUACUCUCCAGGCGGCCAGGCCGGCUGCUUGCAGCACGGCUUCCUGCUGCGCGACCCCCAGGAUGGCCCAGACACCAGGCGCGCUCUGCUCGAGCUGCUGGGCACGUGCCAGGAAGCCCCGCGUCCGCACCUGGGCGAGUUCGAGGCUGACCCACUCGGCCAGCUGUGGCAGCGCCUUUGGGCCCUGCAGGACGGCGGGCAGGUGCAGGUGGGGCGUGCACGCGUGGCGCCCACCCGGGAGCCCCCGCUGCACCCCGUGGUGCCAGACCUGCCUAGCUCAGUUGUAUUCCCGGACGUGGACGCUGCCUGGUCAGUUUUGGAGGCGUGCACGUCCUUUAUCCCUGAAGCCCAGGCAGUGCUUGACUUGGUUGACCAGUGCCCGCAGCAGGUCCAGAAGGGAAAGUUCCCGGUUAUUGCCAUCGAAGGACUGGACGCCACUGGUAAAACGACAGUGACCCAGUCAGUUUCAGAUUCCCUCAAGGCUGUCCUCUUAAAGUCACCACCCUCUUGCAUUGGCCAGUGGAGGAAAAUCUUUGAUGAUGAACCAACCAUUAUUAGAAGAGCUUUUUACUCUUUGGGCAAUUAUAUUGUGGCUUCUGAAAUAGCUAAAGAAUCUACCAAAUCUCCUGUGAUUGUAGACAGGUACUGGCACAGCACGGCCACCUACGCCAUAGCCACCGAGGUGAGUGGGGGGCUCCAGCACCUGCCCCCGGCCCAUCACUCUGUAUACCAGUGGCCAAAGGACCUGCUCAAACCUGACCUCGUCCUGCUGCUCACCGUGAGUCCCAAGGAGAGAGUGCAGAGGCUGGAGGGCCGGGGCAUGGAGAAGACCAGAGAAGAGGCUGAACUUGAGGCCAACAGCAUAUUUCGUCAAAAGGUCGAAGUGUGCUACCAGCGGAUGGAGAAUCCUGGCUGCCAUGUGGUUGAUGCCAGCCCCUCCAGAGAAAAGGUCCUGCAGAAGGUUUUAAGUAUAAUCCAGAAUCAUUGUAAUUGACUGUAGUUGCUCUGGCCAACUACUCUGUAGUUACUCUAGUAACAUUUUACUAGAUUAGGUGUUGUUUGAGACCACCAUUUGUUAUGUAGUUUUCCCAGAUUUCUGUUGCACAAGCAUAUUGUGUGGCAGAAAAUUGAGGACUAGACAUUCUAAUUAUACUCCAGUCAGUGGACUUUCUUCAUACUGGUGGACUCAUCAAGCUUGAGACUGGUCAUGUUCCAGUGAGAGGCCUGCGAUUGCUUUCUGUCCAGUGUAUUAAACAUUUUCUUGGAACAUAUUGUUAACUCCAUCACUACCUAAUCUCUCGAAGGCUAGUCUUAUCCAGAAAACAUCAGGUGUACAGAGGCAACCAGGAAGAUCUACCAGAUCCGCAGAGAGCCCUUGCAGCCCCGGACAUGCUGGUGAUACCUCCAGGUCACCAGAGUUGGCUGCUUCUUCCAAACCUGGCUGUGUUCCAUCAUGAUAGGCCCACGGCAUCUCAGCCCCAAAACCUAGAGCCAGGAGUUGUUCCAUAGCCUGCCUAUGUGUCCUCACUGUCCAAAGACACACCUACAGAGCCGUCUGUGGGGAGGGGACUCUCACAAAGAGACACAAUCUUGUGUCUGAGGCUCAGAGCCCCUUCGAUAGUCCUGAGUUAGCACUUCAGAGUCAAAUAUAAAGACAUUCAAUCCAAGAUACUCUAACUGCAAAUACACCAACCUUCUCUGAAUUAUAUUUUUCUUAUUUACAUUCCUUUCCUGUCUUCUGAAAUAUGGCUCUGAAUAUAAUGAGUGUUUUGCACUGAUCUAGAUGUGUUUCACGUAGCCAAUUCAGCAAUUUAUUUAUAUUGAUCUUUAUAUCAUGUGUUUCCAUAGUAGGGGCUAUGAUUCACUAAUUAAAAUUUAAGCCAACAAGUUAAAUGCAAUGUUUGUUGUGUAUUUUCGUUAAACAAAUUUAAUUUAUCUUGCUCAAUAAGUACAGUGGAUCCUGGAACGGGAUUUCUUAGUAAACUAUCUUGCACUUGAAUGUCUUAUGAUUACACAUGAAAUCAACUUCAAGAUUUGUUUGAUUAAAUAAAAGGAGCUGAGAAAGAGGGAAAUUUAAUAGCUAUGGAGCCUUGAGUAAGUCAUUUAACAUCAAGAGUCCAUGCUUCUGGAUCUAAAAAGUGAUAGUAAUUUUUGUUUUAAGUAGUUGGUUGAACCAGGUGAUUACCUAAAGCUUCCUCCAGUUCUAAGACAGAUGAAUCUGUAAAUUAUUUUUAUCCUGACUACCAUUUCUUAAGAAGACAUUACUCCCAAGUAAUUAAGUUUAAGGCCUUAUCAAGUUUACCCUAUGGAAUCUUAAAUGAUAAUAAAGUUUAGUAUGAACAUCACACUAUUUUUCAAA